UUAAUGAUAUGCUUAUAAUGGAAAUGCAGACGUCGCCACAUCUUAGCCAUGGGCUAGCGACACUCUCGCCGGUACACCACCUAGUACACCAGCAUCAGCAUCAGCAUCACAAUCAGCAUCAGCACCAACACCAUAUUAUCCAUCAAUCCCAAGCCCAAGCCCAGCACCAACAGCAUCAACAACUCCCACAGCAAAUGGGCGGCUCAUCAACAUUGCACACACUCCAAAGCAGCUCCACAGCCAGUGAGCACCUCCUCGCCGUCAGCAUCAGCACCCAUCAGCAUCAGCAUCAGCAUAGCCAAGUCUAUACCACGACAUCGUUGGAUGACAAGUCUAAGGAUCAAAAGUUUGACGAAUACUCGAGCGGCUUAGUGCGCGGAAUAUCAACGCCGACGAUCCAAGAAUCGGCUACGCUGGCUGGAAACAGUUUUCUGGGCCAGUCGCAGGCGCAGAAUGUGGAAUGGAUAACAGCCAUGGGUGAUGCCCAACACAACACAGAAGAUUCGCACAGUUCACAAGGCAGCAUUUCUGGAGAUGGUCACGGGGGCGUCAAUCAAUUGGGAGGCGUGUUCGUUAACGGUCGGCCCCUACCCGACGUCGUCCGGCAGCGAAUCGUGGAGCUGGCCCACAACGGCGUCCGUCCGUGCGAUAUAUCCCGCCAGUUGCGUGUGAGCCAUGGCUGCGUUUCAAAGAUAUUAUCAAGAUACUACGAGACUGGUAGCUUUAAAGCAGGCGUCAUAGGCGGCUCCAAGCCGAAGGUCGCAACCCCGCCCGUAGUUGAUGCCAUUGCGAACUACAAGAGGGAAAACCCAACAAUGUUCGCCUGGGAGAUUCGGGAUCGGUUGCUGGCAGAGGGAAUAUGUUCGCAAGAUAAUGUCCCCAGCGUGUCCUCAAUAAAUCGGAUCGUUCGUAACAAAGCAGCGGAAAAGGCAAAACACGUACACCAUCACCAGCAGCAGCAGCAAAUGCAGCCGAGCCUGAGCAAUGGACACAUUGGCAAUGAGAGCCUUGACAGCAGCACGGGCGCUGUCAGCGAGCAGCAAGCGCCCAGCGCCGGCGGCAACGGUAACGGCAACGGCAGCAACAACUCCAGCAGCAACAACAACAACAACACAAAUACUUCAGCGUCGGUCGUGGCGCGUACAACGGGAUUGGGCGCAGUUGCGGCGCAAGAAACGGGCGCUGCCGUCAGCAACAGCGCUGCUCCGCACAAUGGGAACAGUAGUAAUGGGAACAGUAGCGGAACAACGAGUCAACAGGGCACAGAGCAGCGAUCGUCUGGAUCGGGAUAUAGCAUAAACGGCAUACUGGGCCUACAGCACGGCCAUCAUAUACACAACAACAACAGUAGCACAAAUAACAAUAACAAUAAUAACAACAAUACCUCGGAUUCAAAUUGCAAGCGCAAACGAAAUGAAGUUCAUGAUGAGAACCGAGAUGUUAACAUGAAUUCCGAAGAGGAUGUAAAGCGACAGCGCUUAGCCUACGGCGGAGAUCAGAUAUACACAAAUAUUUGGUCUGGAAAAUGGUGCAUCAAGGAUGAGCACAAGCUGCUGUCGGAGCUUGGUAAUUUCACAACGACCAGCACAAGUAGCGCACCUGCCUAUUUCGAGGCUCCAAAUGGAUAUUCGACGAGCACAAUACCCUGUGCGGGAGUCGGCGGUGCCGUGGCGGCGAAUGACUCGUCCAUGAUGUACGACAGCAUAGCCUCGAUAUCGCAGGGCCAGAGCACGCUGUACACGCCGCCAAUCGGACCCUCAAUCGGCAGCAGUUCUUUGACGCCAUUAAUGCCUUUAAGCUUGCAAGACAUGAAAUUCAGUGCAAAUAAUCAGGAGCAAACCAUUUCGCCUUUUUACACAGCGUGCGGCUCGGUAGUGCCAAGUGCCGAUUACGCCUAUAGUCCCGCCUAUACACAAUAUGGUGGCACCUAUGGAUCAUACAGCUACGGCACUAGCAGCGGCCUAAUAAAUUCAUCGUACUACUAUGAAGGCGGCCAGAAUCAGGCGUCCCUCAACCAGGAUUUACGCUCCCCGCUUGCCGCGACCAGAGCCAACUCUCUGGUCUCCGCCGCAUCGCCGACGGGCAGUGCGUGCACAAAGUCGGAGACAUCAGAUAUAUUUCUUGUUUAGUGUAGUUCAAACAGAAGGUGACAAUUAUUAUUGAUCGACCAAUCAUUGGAAUGCCGGAUGGAUCUUCGUCAGAGCAGACAGUGUCCAAAGAUGCAAACUGGAAGGAAGAACACGGAGCGUUUAGAUUUAACAACUGUUCCAAAGAAACAUACAUAUAUAUAUAGAUAUAUAUAUAUAUGUGUGUGUUAGCUAUCUGUACAAGUACUUAAACGUAUUUAUCUAAAAGUAGGCAAGAAAAGAAAGACAACGAGUCUGUUGUUAUUCGAAUGGAAGAGAUGAACUGAACUCAACGAGAACAAUUCUCAUACAUUAGUUUAUUUGCAUUUAAAAAUUGAUUGGUACGUACGUUCGAAAUAAUUGCAUUUCGGGAUGAUGAGCAGCGAACGAUACUUCAACCAGACCUUAACAUACUAAUAUGUAUUAAUAAUUAUUAAGAUUACAAAAUAAUAUAUCAACUAAGAAUGUCGAAUGUCGAAUGAAACCCGACUCAAUACUCGGUUCACAUCGUAGUUACCGAUUAAAUCAGUCGAAACAAGAAAGAAUUCUAGCUCUAGACGGGAGUGCCCAAUUAGGAGAUACCCUGUACCCUGAACCCAAAUGAUAAACAUAUAAAUAUCUUAUCUUCUAUGCAUACCCAUUCGAUAUUUAUGAAAUCUGCAGGGCCUGGAAAAUGGCCCACAAAAUUGUGUUCAUAUCAAAUCGCAAGGCUUUUAAUUUCCAUUACGAAUCUUCCAACUUUGGGGGGAAUGGUAAGAGCUAUCCAAAAGAUAAAUAUUUGUAAUCUGUUUUACUAUACGAGAAACUACAUACACAAUUUGGCAUAUCAAUCUAUUACCAUGUCUCCAGUUCGAUUUUUGUCGAUAUUUUAAGGAUGGGUAGGAUAAAUCAAAAGGAACGAAAAAGAAGGGCUAUCUUCGGCACGCCGAAGAUUUAAUACCCUUGCAGACCCAACCUUUUCAUAAUCCUCAUAGUGCUUGGCCCGGGGGAAAAAAUUGUCAAAGUUUAAGGGAAAAUAGUUCGAUCGUUCUAAUGGCAGCUAUAUGAUAUAGUGGUCCGAUGUAAAUAAGAUUUGGCAUAAAUACAGGGAACAUAGUGAAACUUAUAAAUCGCGAGUUUGGUCAAGACUACCUGAAAAAUAAAAAACGUUUCCAUACAGCAAGUUAAUUUUCGACCGAUCGUUCCUAUGGCAGCUAUAUGAUAUAGUAGUCCGAUGUUGAUAGGAUUUUGCAUAUAUAUGAGGAGCAUAGUAAAACUAAUAAUUGCCGAGUUUGGUCAAGAUAUCUUGAUAAACAGAAAAGUUUUCCAUACAAGAACCUACUUUUCGACCGAUCGUUCCUAUGGCAGCUAUAUAAUAUAGGUGUUCGAUCCAGCCGAUUCUGACAUAUGUACUGCGUGCAACACAAAGAGGAACUUCUGCAAAGUUUCAUGGCGAUAGCUUUAAAACUGAGAGACUAGUUCGCAUAUCGACUCGGCUUUUGAUACUGAUCAAGAAUAUAUAUGCUUUAUGGGGUCGGAAAUGUCUCCUUCUACGCGUUACACAUUUAACGACAAAAUUAUGGUACCCUCUGCAAAAUAUAUAAAUGAUAAGCUUGUUCUGCGUAUGGUACAGAAGACUAUAUAUUUUGAAGUCUCCAGGUUUUGUAGUUUCUGAUAGACAGAAAUGAUUAGAUCGACAUUCUGAUCAAGAUUAUAGAUACUUAAUGCUUCCUUCUGCCUAUUAUUGUUACCUUUUUAUUUACCGAUUAGGGUAUUCGUCUUCUUCCUUUUUUAUGUUGGUCACUCCAAGACUUUGCAUACUGGAACUUUAGCAAAAAUCGAUUGUUACACUUUGUGAACCAAGUAUAGUACAUUAACUGGUAACGAGUAUAUGUACUCAAAUGUUUUGUUGUAGCAAAAUAAUAAAUAAUAAAAUUCACCUUCUUAAUAAGAUACAGAUUGAAACCAAAAUCUCUACCAAGAGAAACUCAACCAAAAACUAUGUAUGCAAGUUUUUCGAAAACUUUUAAAAUUAUGUAAUUUAUGUGCUAGGCUUAGAUUUAGAUUUAUAUUAUAUCAAAUUUACGUGCAUAAUUAUAAUAAUUACCUAUAUGUAUGUACAUAUGUUAAAAUUGUACAUAGUGAUCGUAUAAAAGAAUGUUAUUUUAAUUAUUACAUAUUUUUGUUAGAGGCAAAACAUUUUUUCGACGAGGCUCGUAAUUGAGAAAAGAAAACAAAUCAAAUCAUAUAUUAACUGAUAUUUAAAACGAGCCUUGCAUAUUUCAUCCAAGAAUAUCCAAGAAUACCUUUCGACGAGCACUAAAAAAAAAACAAAACAAAAUAAAAUUAAAAUUGGUUGGCAAAAUGGAAUACGUUCAAAACUUAUAUUUUAAUUUAAACAUAAUAUUAUUUACGCAAACACCCACAGAAUAAUAAUAAUAAUUUUAGUGCUGGUGUAUACAUCGAACUGUAUUUGUACUCGUUAAUGUAAUUCGUGGAUGUAAUAGAAUAUAAGAAAGCACAAACCAAAUUCUGUAUAAAUACAUACAUACACGGUAAAUACUAUUCAAAUGCAUAUACAAACAUACAAACUAAAAGCAAAACACAUAAGAACAUAGGGCAUGAUUUAAAUAAACAUGGCGAAACUUAUGCUAA
Drosophila montana is the source of this 4760-nucleotide messenger RNA. It is a transcript of the gene sv, whose product is annotated as shaven. The transcript is spliced from 11 exons. Gene Ontology annotation, biological process: regulation of transcription by RNA polymerase II; anatomical structure development. Bases 9 to 2129 code for a protein of 706 amino acids. NCBI's taxonomy places the organism in Eukaryota, Metazoa, Arthropoda, Insecta, Diptera, Drosophilidae. Gene Ontology annotation, molecular function: RNA polymerase II cis-regulatory region sequence-specific DNA binding; DNA-binding transcription factor activity, RNA polymerase II-specific. The record is from RefSeq and is a predicted model, not a curated record.